ACACCGUCACCGCCUUCAUUUUCUUGCUUUCUACUCUCAGCUAUCCUCGUUGAUCCGCGAAUUGAUAGUAAAAUUGGAAAGAUGGAUUCGAUCCUUACGGUGGGCAUCGCAUCUGUUGUUUUGGGUGCGUUGAUAGCGGUCGUCUUCUUCAGUAGCUACUUGAGGAAGCGGACAUCGGAGGUGGAUUCGAUGGCGAAAGCGGAGCCUCAGGAUCCGAUCCGGAUUCCGAAAUCGAAUCCCAAGAAGAGUCAUCCCAAAUCUCACGCGACCGACAAGCAGAAUCAGAACAAGCGUCAUCAUCCUCUAGACUUGAACACGUUGAAAGGACACGGUGAUUCUGUUGAUGCGCUCUGUUUCUCAUCUGAUGGAAAGAGCUUGGCCACAGCUUGCGGUGAUGGAGUGAUCAGGGUUUUCAAGCUAGAUGAUGCCUCUAGCAAAAGCUUCAAAUUUUUAAGGAUAAAUCUUCCAGCUGGAGGACAUCCAAGCGCUGUCUCAUUUGCUGAUGAUGCCUCCUCUAUUGUUGUGGCUUGUCAUACGAUGUCUGGUUCAUCUCUCUACAUGUACGGUGAAGAAAAACAAAAGGAACAGCAGUCCAAGCUUCCUCUUCCUUCCAUCAAAUGGGAGCGCCAUCAUAUCCAUGACAAGAGAUCUGUCCUUACCCUCUCUGGAGCCACUGCAACCUAUGGUACUGCUGAUGGAAGUGCUGUCAUCGCCUCUUGUUCCGAAGGGACUGAUAUCAUACUUUGGCAUGGGAAAACUGGGAGGAAUUUGGGACAUGUUGAUACAAACCAGUUGAAGAACCACAUGGCUGCUGUCUCACCCAAUGGACGCUUUUUAGCUGCUGCUGCCUUUACUGCUGAUGUCAAGGUCUGGGAAAUUGUGUAUCUGAAAGAUGGUUCCGUCAAGGAGGUUUCAAGAGUUAUGCAACUCAAAGGCCACAAGAGUGCAGUGACUUGGUUAUGCUUUUCUCCUAACUCUGACAAAAUCAUUACCGCUUCCAAAGAUGGUUCAAUCAGACUCUGGAACAUCAAUGUCCGGUAUCAUAUGGAUGAGGAUCCAAAGACUUUGAAGGUGUUCCCGAUUCCACUUUGCGAUGCGGGGGGAAACCCGUUGCACUAUGAUCGCCUCAGUUUGUGCCCUGAGGGAAAAAUAUUGGCGGCAAGCCAUGGUUCCACAUUGCAGUGGUUAUGUGCUGAAACUGGAAGUGUUCUGGACACAGCUGAGAAAGCCCACGAAGGGGAUAUCACAUGCAUUUCGUGGGCACCCAAGGCAAUGACAGUUGGGGAGAGAAAGGCGCAGGUUUUAGCGACAGCAGGGGUUGACAAAAAAGUGAAGCUGUGGGAAGCUCCAAAGUUGCAGUCUGUGUAGACUUGCUACUGCUGCUGCAAUACAAAGAAAGUCUUUCAUCAUACGAGGAGGAAGUUUUUAUUUGUUUUUCUUUUGAGUCCUCCUUCCUUUUAGUCAAAUGAGUAUCAUCCUAGUGCGCAAGCAAAGAGUGAACUAAUGACAGGAAACGUUGAAGUUUCUUCUUUUGUCUUUCAACUUUUUGACAUUUUUAUCUCUAGACUUUACCCUUUCCUCGAGAAAAGAAAACUGAUCCUAUUUCUCCAAA
Messenger RNA from Brassica rapa (field mustard), 1612 nucleotides. Its product is annotated as transducin beta-like protein 2. The record is from RefSeq and is a predicted model, not a curated record. Gene Ontology annotation, molecular function: protein binding. NCBI's taxonomy places the organism in Eukaryota, Viridiplantae, Streptophyta, Magnoliopsida, Brassicales, Brassicaceae.